GUUCUAUUCCUCAGGAAAUAGGAAAUCUGAAACAAUUGUAUGUCCUGCUAAUUUAUGACAACAAAUUGUCUGGCAAUUUACCACAACAGUUAUGCCUUGGUGGAUCACUUUCAUAUUUCUCUGCAUUUGAUAAUAGUUUCACAGGUCCCAUCUCGAAAGGCUUGAGAAAUUGCACAAGCUUAUUGAGAGUCCGACUGGAUAACAACCAAUUGAAGGCAAAUAUAUCAGAAGCUUUUGGUUCGUAUCCACAUUUGUAUUACAUGGAUCUGAGCAAUAACAAAUUAUAUGGUGAGAUUUCACCAAAUUGGGGAAAUUGCCCAAAUCUUACAAGUUUACGGAUGUCAAAAAAUGAGAUUACUGGCAGGAUUCCUCCAGAGCUUGGGAAGCCAUCUCUACUACAACGACUUGACCUUUCUUCCAACCGUUUAAUUGGAGAGAUUCCAAAGGAAUUAUGGAAAAUGAAGGUUUUGUCAAGCCUGAACUUGAGCCAUAACCAGCUUUCAGGUAGGUUGUCAUCGGAAAUUGGUAAGUUGUCUAGAUUAGAGUAUCUUGACUUAUCAGCCAACAAUCUAACUGGACCUAUUCCAGAGCAGCUAGGGGACUGCUUCAAAAUGAUAUACCUAAACUUGGGUAAAAACAAGUUUAAUGGAAGCAUUCCAAAACAAAUGGGUGACCUGAUUUCACUGCAACCUUUAAUGGAUCUUAGUCAUAAUCAACUCUUGGGAGAGAUACCAUCAGAGAUUGGGCAAUUGCGUAGUCUGGAAACAUUGAAUCUCUCACACAAUAUGCUCUCUGGUUACAUUCCCUCAUCACUGAAAGACAUGUUGAGUUUGACAUCCAUUGAUAUAUCAUACAAUGAAUUGGAAGGUCCGAUUCCCAAAAUUAAAGCCUUCGAAGAUGCUCCUACAGAGGCUUUCACAAACAAUAAAGCAUUGUGUGGCAAUGCUGCAAAAGGUUUGCCUUCUUGCAAUUCUUCAAUCAUAGAAAAGAGAGAUAGUAGAAAGAAGCAUAUGUUCAUCUUCUAUAUCUUAUUUUCUUUUUUGAGUGCAAUGAUUCUAUUAUCCAUAGUUGUAGGAAUUGCUUGUCUUUUUCAAAGAAAGGCAAAGAAAAAGAUAGAAAUGGGACAAACGGAAAGAAUUGAUCAAGGAGAUUUAUUUGCAAUAUGUAACUAUGAUGGUAGAGUUGUGCAUGAAAAUAUCAUUGAAGCCACUGAGAACUUUGAUGACAAGCAUUGCAUUGGCAAGGGAGGAUAUGGAAGUGUUUAUAAAGCAACUUUAUCAACUGGUCAGUUGGUAGCUGUGAAGCUUUAUCCAUUACAAGAAGAUGCUGACAUGAUGAACACAAAACAUUUUACAAAUGAGAUUCGUGCAUUAACUGAAAUACGACACCGAAAUAUUGUGAAAUUUUAUGGUUUCUGUUCACAUGCGCGACACUCAUUUUUGGUUUAUGAGUAUUUGGUAAGGGGAAGUUUGGCGAAGAUCCUAGGGAAUGUGGAGAGGGCAACAGAGUUGGAUUGGAUCAAGAGAACAAAUGUAAUUAAAAGUGUGGCCAAUGCUUUAUCUUACAUGCAUCAUGAUUGCUCACCACCAAUGAUUCAUAGAGAUAUAUCAAGUAGCAAUAUUUUGUUGGAUUCAGAUUAUGAGGCUUGUUUGUCAGACUUUGGCAUAGCAAGGCUUCUAAUGUCUGAUUCAAGUAAUUGGACUUCUCUUGCAGGAACUUAUGGCUAUCUUGCUCCAGAGUUUGCUUAUACAAUGAGAGUGACUGAAAAGUGUGAUGUGUAUAGCUUUGGUGUGGUAACAAUAGAAACAUUAAUGGGAAGACACCCUGGUGAGCUCCUUUCAUCUUUAUCAGCAUCAUCAUUGUCAUCGUUGGAAUCAUCAAAUGCGCAUACCAUGAUGUUGAAAGAUGUAUUAGACCAACGGCUCCCUCCUCCCACCACUAAAGUAUAUGGAGCAUUGAUUUCUAUUUUAAAAAUGGCAUUUACAUGCUUGAAUGUUAAUCCCCAAUGUCGGCCUACUAUGAAACAUGUGUCUCAGGAGCUAUUACCUUACACGGAAUUUGGCAUAUUCUAUUGA
Telopea speciosissima is the source of this 2075-nucleotide messenger RNA. RefSeq names its product MDIS1-interacting receptor like kinase 2-like. Gene Ontology annotation, molecular function: protein binding; ATP binding; protein kinase activity. Gene Ontology annotation, biological process: protein phosphorylation. The transcript is spliced from 2 exons. The record is from RefSeq and is a predicted model, not a curated record. NCBI's taxonomy places the organism in Eukaryota, Viridiplantae, Streptophyta, Magnoliopsida, Proteales, Proteaceae. Bases 261 to 2075 code for a protein of 604 amino acids.